Molecule: messenger RNA, 1681 nt
Organism: Hibiscus syriacus
Lineage: Eukaryota; Viridiplantae; Streptophyta; Magnoliopsida; Malvales; Malvaceae
Product: elongation factor 1-alpha-like
Exons: 3
Coding region: 160-1503 (447 amino acids)
Biological process (GO): translation; translational elongation
Molecular function (GO): GTP binding; translation elongation factor activity; GTPase activity
Source: RefSeq, a predicted model, not a curated record
ACGGAUGAAAAAGAAACCCUAGUUGAGCCUAUGCUGAGAGAGUGGCUACUUAAACCUAAAGCAGGCCGCAGUUUUCGCCCUCCCUUACAAGCUUUCUACUCUCUUCUGCUGGAUCUCAGAGUCUCAUUUUAGCUCACAGAUUUUCUCCAGAAUUUUAUAAUGGGUAAGGAGAAGAUUCACAUCAACAUUGUGGUCAUUGGCCAUGUCGACUCUGGGAAGUCAACAACCACUGGUCAUUUGAUCUACAAGCUUGGUGGUAUCGACAAACGUGUGAUUGAGAGGUUCGAAAAGGAGGCUGCUGAGAUGAACAAAAGGUCAUUCAAGUAUGCCUGGGUGCUCGACAAACUUAAGGCUGAGCGUGAGCGUGGUAUUACCAUUGAUAUUGCCCUGUGGAAGUUUGAGACCACCAAGUACUACUGCACUGUGAUCGAUGCCCCUGGACAUCGUGACUUUAUCAAGAACAUGAUUACUGGUACCUCCCAGGCUGACUGCGCUGUUCUCAUUAUUGACUCAACCACUGGUGGUUUUGAAGCUGGUAUCUCCAAGGAUGGUCAGACCCGUGAGCAUGCUUUGCUUGCGUUUACCCUUGGUGUCAAGCAGAUGAUUUGCUGCUGCAACAAGAUGGAUGCCACUACCCCCAAGUAUUCUAAGGCAAGGUAUGAUGAAAUUGUGAAGGAAGUCUCCUCAUAUCUUAAGAAAGUUGGGUACAACCCUGAGAAGAUCCCAUUUGUACCAAUCUCUGGUUUCGAGGGUGAUAACAUGAUUGAGAGAUCUACCAACCUUGACUGGUACAAGGGUCCCACUUUGCUCGAAGCUCUUGACCAGAUCAAUGAGCCCAAGAGGCCUUCAGACAAGCCACUCCGAUUACCACUUCAGGACGUCUACAAGAUUGGUGGUAUCGGAACUGUCCCUGUUGGUCGUGUUGAGACUGGUGUCCUUAAACCCGGUAUGGUCGUGACCUUUGGCCCCUCUGGUCUGACCACGGAAGUUAAGUCUGUUGAGAUGCACCAUGAAUCUCUCCCGGAGGCUCUCCCCGGUGACAACGUUGGGUUCAAUGUUAAGAAUGUUGCUGUUAAGGAUCUCAAGCGUGGUUUUGUUGCUUCAAACUCAAAGGAUGAUCCAGCCAAGGAGGCAGCCAACUUCACCUCACAAGUCAUCAUCAUGAACCACCCUGGUCAGAUCGGAAAUGGAUAUGCUCCAGUCCUCGACUGUCACACCUCCCACAUUGCCGUGAAGUUUGCUGAAUUGUUGACCAAGAUCGACAGGCGAUCAGGCAAAGAGCUCGAGAAGGAACCCAAGUUCUUGAAGAACGGUGAUGCAGGGAUGGUGAAGAUGGUUCCCACCAAGCCUAUGGUUGUCGAGACUUUCUCGGAGUACCCACCUCUUGGACGUUUUGCUGUCAGGGACAUGCGUCAAACCGUGGCUGUUGGUGUCAUCAAGAGCGUAGAGAAGAAGGACCCAACCGGUGCCAAGGUCACCAAAUCUGCCGCCAAGAAGAAGUGAGAUUGCAUUUGAGCUAUAAUUGUGAGUGGAAGGAUAGUUUUCUAAAAUUUGGUUUUAUUUUUGUUUAGUUUUUAAAUGACGUUUUGUUGGACCAAUAUUGAUAUGCUUUAUCCGCUGUCAUGUUCUGUUUGAGACUUUGGUCAUUGUUGUUGAGUCAUCUUUAGUUUGCCUUGCUCGA